This is a messenger RNA of Closterium sp. Yama58-4, 2580 nucleotides long. The record is from the annotation of a GenBank genome assembly. NCBI's taxonomy places the organism in Eukaryota, Viridiplantae, Streptophyta, Zygnematophyceae, Desmidiales, Closteriaceae.
AUGACUCGCGCGGCGCGCUCCUGCACGCCCUUCCGCCUGCUCGCGAUCACCGCGCUCUCGCUGCUGCACCUUCGCCUCUUCCUCUCUCGUUACUUCCCCCAGCCCCCCGCGCCCUUCCGCGACUGCCCCGACACCGCCGCUGACGUCUCCGCCUUGCGCUCGGCGUUCCGCAAAUGCCAGGGGGAGCUCGUGCACCGGCGCGUGGCUGCGAGGAGUGCUUAUAACGAUGCCUCGGCGGGCGGGGGGGAUCUCGAUGAGCGCUGGCUCGCAGAGAGCGCGAUCUCCGCCGUGCAUCACGGCGCUGGGGGCGGCGGGGAGGGCGGCGCAGAUUCUCUUUCCGCGGAGUACGCGCGGAGGCGGGACGCGCAUCUGACGCGCUUGCAGGCGGACAGACUCAGCGAAUGCGCCGCAUCUGACGCGGAACUGAAGCAAUUCCUGCGCUUCCAUCCGCACUCCACGUGUCCCGACGACUGGGAGCUAGCCCACCGCCUCCGCUUCACCGACCACUGCCACGUCAUCCCUCCGCGCGCGUGCCUCUCCCGCACCCCCCCUGACCCCGUGAAUCCCCCGCCGCAUCCGGAGGCGCUCUGGACGCCGCUGGACGGCCGCAGCGUGCGGUGGGAGCGCUACGACUGCGCUGACGUGGCAUGCAUCGAGCGCAAACUGGCAGCCUUAGCUGCUGACGCUGCUGCGGACGCUGCAGCUGUAGCGGCUGUAGCGCGAAAGGUCAAUUCGAGCCUGGACCCAUUCCCCUGGGAGAGGCGCGAGGGGGAAGGCAAACAGAAUGAGCGGGGAGGGGGAGGAGCGGACGGGCAGGCGGACAGGAUGGGGGACAAAGAGGGGCAGACCAGUCCCAUGACUCGUGCUGCGAGUGGCAGUGUGGAGGAGGCAGGUGCGAGAGAGAUGUUCCACAUUCGCCAUCUCAUGCGCCUCAAGGGGGGUGGUGUGCGGUUGGGGCUGGACCUGGGCGGCGGAACAGGCCAGUUUGCCGCCCAGAUGGCACUGCACAAUGUGACCAUCCUCACUGUUCAGUCCAACCUGAUUGGCUACCCUGAUGCCUCGCAAUUGCCUUCAGGCCGAACUGCUGGGGACACUACUGCAAGCAGCAUCAGCAGCAGCAGCAUCAGCGGCAGCGGUACGAGCAGUACCAGUGGCAGUGGCAGCAGCAGCAGGGUGGCAGUGCCGUUUCAGGAGGCAGUGGCAUGGCGGGGCCUGGUGGCGGUGGACAUGCCUCUCACAGCGCGCCUUCCCUUCUUCGACGCCUCACUGGACCUCCUCCAUGCCAUCGGCACCGCCGGCCCUGCCCUCCUGCAGGGCGUCGACGCUCUGCCGCCCAGGGACUUCCACCUCGCGCUCUUUGACUGGGACCGCGUGCUGAGGCCGGGCGGCAUUCUCUGGCUGGAAGCGAUAGAGCACAGCGCGGAUGCAAUGCCACUGUAUGAGGCGGCUCUGGAGCGGCUGGCGUAUCGUGUUGUGUUUGUGAGGAAGCUGGAUGCAGUGGUGGGAGGGGUGCCGCACAGGCAUGUGCAGAGACUGUGGGUUUUCCUUGCAAUGCCGCUAGAUCGAUCGUUCGCCACUGCCUCUCAAAAGCCAGUUCCAGGUCCAACCUUUUCCCGCGCGCAGCCCGCCAUGCUCCUGCAGCAGCUAUCGCGCGACCCCGCGCAGCGGGAGGAGCAGCUCGGCGUUUUGCUCCAAGACAGACCCGCAGGCUCCACCCUCCCUGCCUGGCUCCUUGCACACACCAACCCCGCGGCCGCGUUCGCCGUUGCCGCUCUCCGCGCGAGACCAGCAGCAGACAGCGCAUAUCCGCAUGCGCCGCACCAAAGUGACAAUCACGACGCGCAGGUGCUGUUCCGACCGACCGCCAUCCGCGCUCCUCCUAACAGCGGCGCGGAAGAGCCUCGGUCGGACGAGCCUGCGCUUCGAGGGGAUGUUCCCGCGCUCGCGAAGAAGAGGAGGUUCGCGCAAGUGGCGGCGGAGGACGAGGAGGUGAAUAGCAGCCACCGCAAGACGCCGCUAAGCUCACCACCUCGGCCACUCUCGAAACGACCUGCGCUAACCGAAGCCGCACCUCCCGUCGCGUCAAGAAUUCCUCCAAACGAAGAAACCUCGGGGACUCUUGGCGCUUCGCCGAGCGCGCUACAGCCGGAUGCUACACUCAGCCUGGCGGAGCGGCUCUCCCGCUACGACCAGCUAACGUCGUCCCUCCGCUCCUCCCUUCCGCACGGCAACCUGAGCAAGUGGGACGUGGCGGUAGGGCGGCUGCGGGAGCGCGUGGCGCAAAAGCCGGAGUUUGGAAGCAACGUGAACCAGUUCCUCGUGUUCCUGCACAGCCAGCUCCGCGGAUCGCAACAGCCCUCUGCGCGCGCCGCGCUGCACCAGUUCGCCGCGCUCAUGCGCGCCAGGUGCCAGCAGAAGCUGCAGCGAGCGGAAGGUGGUAAUCAGAGCGUGGUUGCGGAAAGCGGGAGCGCUGGGGGCUUGGGUGAUUUGCAUGGUGGCGCGGAGGGGCUUGGUGCUGUGGAAUGCGAUAGAGGAAGUGUGACAGAGAGAAAAGUGGAACUUCAGUGGCUUCUCCGAUAG